This is a messenger RNA of Naegleria gruberi, 957 nucleotides long. RefSeq lists its product as uncharacterized. The record is from RefSeq and is a predicted model, not a curated record. Lineage: Eukaryota; Heterolobosea; Eutetramitea; Acrasida; Naegleriidae. The transcript is spliced from 3 exons. The coding region runs from base 1 to 957 and encodes 318 amino acids.
AUGGCUCAAAACAUCAGUGACGAAGAUUUUAUCGAGAGAACAAGAUCUAAUAUCGGAAAGAGAGGAUUCUUUUAUUUUAUCCCAACCAUUUCCAUUCUCCUCUACAUGAUCAUUCCAAUUGUUGCCUUGAGUAGUUUUGUUGGAUUUUUAGCAGUUAAUUUUAAAACAGAAAAAGAAAGAAUUGAUUAUUUGCAACAUUUUGGUAAUAGUGCAUAUAAUUUAACUAGUUCCUACUCUGGAAAGGUGAUCAAUAUGGUAAAUUCUGACAAGUUGUCUGCUGAACAAAGUGUUGAAAUGGUUCAUGCUAAAUUACGUUCAUUCUUUACUUUUACUGAAUUGAAUUAUGCCAUUAUUGUAACAUCAAUGAUUGGAUUGGUUAUUUAUAUGAGAGUUGUUGUAAUGACAAAGCUUAUUGUUUUUACAUGGUUGAGAAGAUUGAUUUUUGGAGCUAUUCCUGAUGAUUUCAUGUUGGUUGACUUUUUGACUUUGAAAAAGGAAAGAACCAUUGAAAAUAUCAAAGGUUUAAUUGAUCAAUUAUUUGAAAUUACCAAACUUAACAUUCAAGAUAUUGAUACCAUUAUUGUUGAUACCACAAAUAAGGAUAAGGUAAUUGAUGACUUGAUGGUUCAUUUGGAUGAAAGUAAGAAGAAUAUCAAAAUGGUUUCACUUUGUGGAAUGAAUAUUUCCUCAUUCAAUUUAGUUAAGGAUACUCUUCCAAAGAAGUCAAGAGCUUUGAUUGUUACAAAUAAUGGAAAUAAGGAUACAACUGUUGUUGUGGUUUCUAAUAAUCCAAAAGAUGUUAAAAUCUCCAAGUACAUUCUAGUUAAAUCUGAAACAGUUGUUGCCAGUGAAAAUUCAGAAUCUGAUAUUGCUUCAGCAUGGAAUAAUUCUAAAUGUGCUCAUCUUUGUUUGGGUAUUACUGAAGAAAAGUUGAAUACUGUAAAGAAAGGUAUGUGA